GCCUGUAAGAGUAAAUCUGACUUUGCUGUGAGUGACACUGCUGCCACUAUUGUUUGCAAUUCAACACAGUGUCACAAUGGUCUGAAAAACUGUAUUUGAUCAUUCUAAUAUCAGAAUAUAAUUAUAAAUGGACUCAGCUAACUCUGUCAUGAAAGUCAAUGCCAGAUGCACACUUCACCGUCACCAGUUGAAUGACAUUAGUCAUUUCAUGACAAAACGCAAAUCACUUCGAGGAAGAUGAUGCGGUCACAGUUUCAACAGGAAGUCAAUGUAUUUCUUCACUUCCGACUUACUCUGUAUCAACCACUGUAUGGUGUCAGUGACCUGGAUGUCACUGUCACUCUGUUUGUUUGGUCGGGCAGUUCACGACUAAUCUAUUCAAUGUCUAUCUAUUCAGUGGAGUACCAAGAAGCUUUGCACAGCCAUCCAUGGUCCCCAGAUGAUGAACCCUUUUGAUUCUGUGGCCAAAUGAAACCGGACUACCUAAUCAGACCAGACCAAUACUCAACCAGAGGAGACCAGUUUAAUGAGGAUUUGUGUGUGUGUUGAUAGUUCUUUUGUUAUGAGAACGUAAGAACAUGUGUAAGAACAUCCAUGUUAAUUUGAAUUAGUGUGAGUGUGAUGUGAAGGCGGUCACCAUGUCUGAGGAGGACAGGAUUAACUGCACAAUCAGCCAUGAAAUCCACCAGUACCUCUUCUCCAGUGUGUAUAUCCUUGUACUAUUGGUUGGUGUUCCCUCCAACAUCUACUCUCUGUACCAUGCUUCUGUACAGCUGAAGCAGAAGAAUGAACUGGGAGUUUAUUUAAUGAACCUCACUGUAUCUGAUCUGUUGUACCUGGCAUCGUUACCACUGUGGCUCCAAUAUAUCUUUCAGGACGACGAUUGGAGUCACAGGGAAUGGUUGUGUCAGUUGUGUGGCUUCCUACUCUAUGAAAACAUCUACAUCAGCAUUGGCUUCCUGUGCUGUAUCAGUCUGGAUCGCUACCUGGCUGUGGUCCAUCCUUUAAGAUUCACCUAUCUCCGCUCUAUGAAUGCAGCAUGGCUUGUUAGUGCUAUCAUCUGGCUGAAGGAGAUUGCAGUAGGCGUGGUCUUCUUCCGCCACAAAGAACUGAGCAAAGACCGCAAGAACCAAUCAGUGUGCUUCGAGCACUACCCCAUGGAGCCGUGGGAGUACCCAAUCAACGUCUACCGCUUCACAAUUGGCUUUGUAUUCCCGCUGUCCAUUCUGUCGGUCAGCUACCUGUGCGUCCUCCGCGCUGUGGGCCGGAGCGCAGGGACACAGCCGAUUCAGAAGAUAAGGAUCCGACAGUUGGUCAGCAGCACCAUUCUCAUCUUCCUUGUUUGUUUCUCCCCAUACCAUGUCUUCUUGUUAGUACGCACCCUCCUGGAGCGGGACUGCGACUUUAUUUCAAAAAUAUUUAACUACUACCACCUGUCCCUGCUGCUGACCACCCUGAACUGCGUGGCGGAUCCUGCUCUCUACUGCUUCGUCAGCGAAAGUGCCCGCCACAGCCUGUACAGAGCCGUAAUCCGACCCUUUGCCAGGAUACUCCAUUGCUGCUGUCGCCGUGGCAAAGCGAGUCCCGCCAACCCAGCUACAGAUUCCCACGAGGUCGCCACUGACGAGAACAACGGCCAGCCAACAGUGAUGCUUCUCACUCACACCAGCACACUCAACAAUGUAAAAACAGACCCUGCCAUCAAAGACACAAUUUUAAUUACACAGAUGGAUGAAAAAACAAUCAUACCCUCAAUUGUACAAAGUAACAAACAUUGACAACAGUUUGGACAGUGAUGGAUAAUCCAGCUGUGUGACAGCAAUGGAGGAGCUCAGCCAAUGGUCAGAGAGGAUUGAUGACACUGACUAAAACUAACAUAAUCUGGGGACCAAUCAGAAACUGUAUUAUCAGAGGCCUCAGAGCAGCGGGAAUAAAAAGAGGAGACAGAUUCUAAGACUAAUCUUUGUCAUUGGAAAUGUCUUUACAUUGUUAUGUUUCAUGUGGUGGUACCUGUAAUGAAUACUGCUGGAAUAUGUAACCCUUGGGUGGGAAUUUGCGAGUAUUCCUUUAAAUGAGAAGUAUUAAACAUAGCACCCUUUAUGAGUGAAGACGUAAGUAAAGGCUUUAUUAAUGGUUAAUCCAUUUUACUUAUGCUUUAUAGAUCAACUUUAAACCAUUAACAAAAGCCUGCUGUGGUUUAGCUUGAAAUUAUAUUGUGUCUGGGCAUGGACAAAAUCAGGUGAGCCAACUUCAUCCACUCUUAGGUGCAUUGUUUUUACAACAGUUACCAUAAUACUUGCUAUACCAGUUCACUAGUGUAUAAUAAAGUCAUAUUGCCAGCGUGAACAAACUUACCACCCAAUGGAGGACAUGGCAUAAUUUAGUUGAGAGACACAAUUUUUUGUUACAUUCAGGUUGAUCAUUUUAAUUUGUGAUCUUUUUUCUUCUCAUGUUCAGAAAAAACAUAUCUCUCCUCAUACUGUCCAUGGCUGCAGCCCCUCUUUUAAGCCUCUGUCUGAAACGAUUGGUUUCAGCUCCUGUCUCUUUAAGCCUGCCCUCCAAAAAAGCCCAGUCUUCUCUGAUUGCCCAGUUUGUACAAUCUGUUGUGACUGGUCAACUGCUUCCAGUGCGUGUAGGAAAAGGUGGCCUCCGGUUUCACUUUACCUGACUUUGUUAGGAGGCGUGUCCGACUAGCUGCACAUUUUGCAAAUUUGGGGCAGCCUGUCUCAUAAUGUCACAUGACAUCAUGAUAAUGUGUAAGUAUGGGCCGGACUACUGAUGAGGUAAUUCAGGUACUUCAGUGUUGUCUGUUGGGGAGAGGAGAUCCCUUUAUCGCACAAUAUAUAACACACUGAAAUCUGAAAAAGCAUCUUAUGUCUCCUUUAAAAUGACAAGUGAUGAUGGUAAAUGUGCAAAGAUCAACAGCAGCUCAAGUAGUAAAGAGUCAUCAAGUCAGCAGACAGUAAUGUCUGUUACACUGGUAACAUAAGCCACCAUAAGCUACUGGUGUGUUUCACUGCUUACAGAUUCAACGUUUCCUUUGUCAGUUCAUUGUUUCUUCCAUCAAACGUUAAGCAGUCUUGCUUUUAACACAUUUUAAUGGUUUGACCAGACUGUAUUUCCCUCUUUGCUAACUUCUAUGCUAACUUGAAUUAUUAAUUAAAGGUUUGUAAUAACUUACAUCUGUUUUAAAAAGUGUUACUAUUUAUUCUUCAUGAAUGUCAUUUUUUAAGAAAGUGAUGCUUUUUUGUGAGUCAAUGUCUUGUGGCAAAUUUAAAUGUCCAUGAAGGUGUCAGUGAAUGCAGAUGGGUGAUCAGUAUAUGACGUGUUCUGCUCCUGUGCUAUGAAACGAUGAAUGUCAGGAGAACAAUAUCCAGUGUUUACAUGUUGCUAUGUGCAUGGGAAUAGUUCUAUAUUGUUAUGCUCAUAAUAUGACAUUCUUACAUAGAUCAAAUAUUGUUAAAGCUAUGGUUGUUACGAACAUAACGUUCAAAGUAUUGUGUUAUAAUGAUAAAUGUUCAAAUGACCUCUUCACAGAUAUGAACGUGAAGGUGAUAUUUUUCUAAAAGUAUGAAACUGUAUGCAAACUAAAGGACAGCUAUGCUUUUAAUUGUGUGUGUUUGCUGUGUAGAGCCAUACUAUUGUGUGUGUGUGCACGUUUGUUCUCUGUGCAUACUGGUGUGGUUUUAAUGUGACCUCAGCCUUUGCUCUCUGACGCUGGUGGUGUCAAUAACAGGAAGUAGGGGCAGUGUGACCUUUUCAGUUUUCUUGCCCUUUUUUUUCUUUUUGUCGGGGUCAAACAACCGAAAGACAGAGGCAACUUUCAUACCGUUUGCCGACACUUUGAAACAGCAAAUAGGUGAAGGAAUAAAAUGCAUCACUUACACCACAUGCAGUUAGUCACCUGUUUCUCAUAAGAAGAGCGCGAGAAGCACCGGGUGUAAGCUAGUCCCUGUCCCACUUGCUGCUGAAUCUGUAAAUUGUGUCGGUCCGGACCGAGCUUCUUUAUCCUCUUUUUUUCUUGUUUGAGUUGUUUUUGUAAAGAAAUGCCGAAGUUCCACUGAAGCCAGUCAGCUCGCAGCGGAAGUAACUCAGUGACGUCGGAUGUACCUGAGAUGGCGUCGACAACUUAUAUUGAAUGCUCAUUAAGUUAAAGAUUUUUAUAGGGGCUAGGCUAGGCUAACCGGAAGGUCAGCGCUUCAAUCCCAGUCUUCCCAAUUUGUAUGCCGAAGUGGCAAGAUGCAUAACAGAGUGGCAAGAUGCAUAACAGAGUGGCAAGAUGCAUAACAGAGUUGUUCUCUAUAAUCACAGUAAACUGAAAUAUGUUUGUCAGUGUUGAGUGUUCCAUGUUUUCUCCUCCUUUCGAGUUGUGGUUACUUCAGACAACUGCAAGCAAUAUAAAUUAUUUUUGUAAAAUAUCAUUCCAUUUUGAGGUGCAGGAAAAAUUAAAAGUGGUAAAAAAUAAA
Molecule: messenger RNA, 4466 nt
Organism: Hippoglossus stenolepis (Pacific halibut)
Lineage: Eukaryota; Metazoa; Chordata; Actinopteri; Pleuronectiformes; Pleuronectidae
Gene: gpr68
Product: ovarian cancer G-protein coupled receptor 1
Exons: 7
Coding region: 639-1778 (379 amino acids)
Biological process (GO): G protein-coupled receptor signaling pathway; cellular response to pH
Cellular component (GO): membrane
Molecular function (GO): G protein-coupled receptor activity
Source: RefSeq, a predicted model, not a curated record